AUAAUGACGUAACUUCCUCCUGCCAGCUGAACGAGGGAAGCUAAUUUGUUAUCCUCGAAAAUGAGUUUGUUUUUACCUAAAUUAACGUGCAAAAAAGACAUAGAUGAAGUUAUCAAAGGCGUAGCAGAAAAAGUCUUAGUUUUGCGGUUUGGGAGAGACGAAGACUCGAUUUGUCUCCAGCUCGAUGAGAUUCUGUCAAAAACUGCCCAUGACCUGAGUAACAUGGCGUCCAUCUACAUCGUUGAUGUGGAUAAAGCUCCCAUUUACACAAGAUACUUUGACAUCAGUUACAUCCCCUCCACGGUGUUCUUUUUCAACGGACAGCACAUGAAAGUGGAUUAUGGUUCCCCAGAUCACACCAAGUUUGUCGGCAGCUUCAAGACCAAGCAAGAUUUCAAGGAUCUGAUUGAGGUCAUAUACAGAGGAGCCAUGCGUGGGAAGAUGAUUGUUCAGAGUCCCAUAGAUCCUCAAAAUAUUCCAAAAUAUGACCUCCUCUACCAUGGAAUAUAAAAUCAACACCUGCACUGUGCAGCGUUAUUAGUAUAAUAAUAAUAAUAACAACUGCUGGGUGAUUGACUGACAACAAAUAGCUUUGAUUUUCAGCCUCUGAGCAAACAUCUAAGGAUGAUUUUAUAUUAAAGCUCAAAUUUGGGGACUUUAGAACGCAAAUUACAGACAGUACAUUUCCUUUUAUUUAUGUUGUCUUGCUAUGUUUAAAGAUUCCCUGUGGAGUUUUGACCACUAUUAAUUCCAUGAAGCAGUGUUUUGUUAUGUGUGUUAAUAACACAUGUGCGUGCAGCGGAGGUGAUACACAUUCCAGCCAAUGGUUUCACAGUUUAGCUCUGAUCAACACGUAACAUGACAGUAAACGCACUAGUUUAAAGGCAUUAUGAGACAGUGAAGAAGGAGACUGCAAGCUAGUAAACAUGGAUGUAAACAAUACAGGUUUAGAAAAUGUUUUAUGUCAAAGGAAAUGCAGUCAUGAUGUUUGUGAGACCUCAAGGAUACACACAAUUUGUCAAUUUGACAAACUGUAAAGUGACAAAACAACAAGAAACUCCACAGGGCACCAUUAAAGAAGAGUACACAAGAACACUGUUUAACAAAAACUUUUGGGAAAAGCUGUUAGUAUACUGAUUUUGAUGAAUAUGGUUCUGCAACUUUAUUCAGAUUUUAUUUAUUUCUUGUGAAAAUGUAGUCAUCAUGAUGUUUCCCGUGGAAAAGAGCUGCAUAUGAGCGUAGUGAUACAAUUCAGUUAUCCAAUGUACAUGCUCUGUUUUUAUAAUAAACUUUUAUAAUUUACAUAA
Molecule: messenger RNA, 1307 nt
Organism: Micropterus salmoides (largemouth bass)
Lineage: Eukaryota; Metazoa; Chordata; Actinopteri; Centrarchiformes; Centrarchidae
Gene: txnl4b
Product: thioredoxin-like 4B
Exons: 3
Coding region: 61-510 (149 amino acids)
Biological process (GO): mRNA splicing, via spliceosome
Cellular component (GO): U5 snRNP; U4/U6 x U5 tri-snRNP complex; spliceosomal complex
Source: RefSeq, a predicted model, not a curated record